AUGGUUAGUAAUGCCAAAUUAGUUGCGCCUGAAUCAUUUCCGUAUAUAGCCGAGUUAUAUAUUGUUUGGCCAGAUCGGAAGAUAUUAUGCACAGGUAGUCUCCUAUCUCGUUCAAUAAUGAUGACUGCUGCGCACUGCAUGGUUGAUGAAAAAACGAAGAAACAGCUUGGUAAAGUGAAGAAAGUGAUAUUUCGACAAGACCGUGGACGAUCUUAUGCAACUUGGGUUAGCGGUAAAAUUCACGGUAUGUUAAAGAUAUCCGACCUAGAAGAAAAGGAAGGGAUUUUGGAUUAUGCAUUAUUUGAAUUAGACAAACCAUUGCCAGUAUGUCGGGCUAGGGAUGGAAGAGUAUUUUCAAUUAUCAAAUUACCGGUGAAGGACAUAGGAACUCGUAAAUGGAAAACUUUGCAACCAUCGAAGGAACUACUCGACCAAUGCUCAUUAUUCGGUUACGGAGCUUCGGAAAAAGGUGGACCCGAUGGUAGGCUGCGGAAGCUAACAAAUAUUUCAGUUUGGGAAGUUAAUGGACGGCUUCUGAUACCGAUGGAAAAUAAUGCACAAUAUAUACGCCAAGGUCGUAUAUGUGGUGGUGAUUCUGGUGGGCCUUUCGUUUGCGGCACAGAGUUCGGUGAACGGAUUUAUGGCAUUCUGUCACAUUCCGAACCAUUGUUGGAAUCUCAUCUUUCUUCUUGCUAUGGCGAGGAAAAUGCGUUUCUAUACGAUGUGAUGGGUGAUGUCCGCAGAAUGCUGCCUUACAUUCAAGAUUCAUUCGCUAAAAUGAAUAAAACAACUGAGCUAAUUGAAGAUUAUGCAAGAUGCGACUUCUAA
Messenger RNA from Brugia malayi, 828 nucleotides. RefSeq lists its product as uncharacterized. The record is from RefSeq and is a predicted model, not a curated record. NCBI's taxonomy places the organism in Eukaryota, Metazoa, Nematoda, Chromadorea, Rhabditida, Onchocercidae. Bases 1 to 828 code for a protein of 275 amino acids. Gene Ontology annotation, molecular function: serine-type endopeptidase activity. The transcript has 7 exons. Gene Ontology annotation, biological process: proteolysis.